UCCGAUGAGCUCGUGUUAUGAUAUUUUGCCAUGAGAUCUUGAAACGUGCGGGGUGUCAUCUAGUUAUAUAUAUGGAUUACACCCGCCGCCCCAGCAUACCAUGUGUUUUGGUUGCUCAAUUAUUGUGGGUCAUUAAACUAGGCUCGCGCCACCGGCAAGAGUAUUAUACUAGCUGCAAGUAGAACAUAGAAAAUACAUGUAGCAGUAGUGCAGUACGAAUUAGUCGAAUUAGCUGGAGCCUGGAGGCGUUGCCGGGGAAGGAAGGUCGUCGAACCGGAGGAAGGGAGAGCAGCCGCAGUUACAAGCUCGGUCGUCUAAUCAUCUCAAGGAUUGCUUGAUUGGCCGCCCCGUCGUCUAGCCAAGGAGAUUGCGAAUGGAUCCCGAAGGCAACAGUAAACACGCCAUCCUGGAGCGCUUGCUGGUUGAUAAAAAUGCAGAGCCCAUGAAACUGCCAUUAUCACUAUUGGAGGACAUCACGAACCGUUUCUCUCCUGAUAACCAAAUCGGCAUUGGAGGGUUUGCGGUGGUUUAUAAGGGGAUGGUUGGAAAAUACAUGGUCGCUGUCAAGAAGCUAUCCAACACAUACAAUAUCCGCGAGAAUAAAUUCCACCAAGAGGUUAAAUGCUUGAUGAAGGCUAAGCAUGAGAACAUAGUACGUUUCUUGGGGUAUUGCGCUGAGACACAAGGGGAAAUGGAAGACUACGAGGGAAAGCUUGUCAUGUCAGAUCGACGAAACUGGCUGCUUUGCUCUGAGCAUGUGCCCAACGGGAGUCUUGAUAAGCAUAUUACCGAUGUAUCUACUGGACUUGAAUGGAGAGAGCGCUAUCGAAUAAUCAGGGGAAUAUGCGAGGGGCUACAUUAUCUUCAUCAGAAGUGCAUUCUUCAUUUGGACCUCAAGCCCGCUAAUAUACUUUUAGAUGAUCACAUGGUACCUAAAAUUACUGAUUUUGGUCUAUCAAGGUGUUUCGAGGAAGGGCAAACAAGUGCAUUCACUGAACAAAUAUUUCUAUCACGAGGAUAUUUUGCUCCGGAACUCCUGAGUGGACAAAUCACAUACAAGUUAGAUAUAUAUAGCCUAGGCGUCAUAAUCAUGGAGAUACUGACAGGAGAGAAGAGUUAUCAAGAAGAUGAGAAGGUAGUUGCAAGUUGGAUGAAUCAGGUAGCUGCAAGUUGGAUGGAUCGACUGGAGUCAUUAGAGGGAGAUACACAGUUGGAACAAGUAAGAGUAUGCACUAAAAUAGGGACAGAAUGUUUGGACUUGGACCCGAAGAAGAGACCAAAUACAGGGGACAUAAUCGAUAGGCUUGAUAAAACAGGAAUUGUGGACUAUUCAGACAAAAUUGGUAUCAACAGUUCAUCAGCUGAGCAGAGUCACAAGAAGGUCAAGCCUGCAGACCUCAUCCAAGAGGAUGAAAACGUAAACUGGAGAUCAUUCAACAUUGAUGGUCUAAACAAGUUCACAGAGGCUGAGAUUAAAAGGAUCACUGACAACUAUAGCACUCUCAUUGGCAAAGGUAGCUUUGGAGAAGUUUACCUUGGCGUUCUUGACGAUCGUACUCAGGUUGCAGUCAAGAUUCCACUCACAGAUAUGAAGGAACAUUUUGCUAAGGAAAUAAUCAUACAUUGCCAAAUCAACCACAAGAACGUUGUUAGGCUCUUGGGCUACUGUUCAGAGGAAAAUGCUUUAAUGAUGAUCACCGAGUACAUCUCCGGAGGAAGCCUCAGAGAAGUUCUCGGUUGCAAAGACUAUCCCAUUUCUUUAGAUCAAAGGUUGGGUAUUGCUCUAGACUGUGGAAAGACAUUAAGCAACAUGCAUUCUUCCAUGUGUCCACCAACCAUUCAUGGUGAUUUCAAGCCUGGUAACAUCCUUUUAGAUGAUAACUUUGGUGCGAAAUUAUACGACUUCGGGAUAUCCAGAAUGUUUUCCAAGGACAGCACUCAAUACACAGUGAAUGUAAUAGGCAGCAUAGGUUACCUUGAUCCGUUGUUUGCUAAGACUGGGUGCAUCGAUCCGAAGAGUGAUGUUUACAGUUUUGGGGUCGUUUUAGUAGAACUAGUCACGAGAAAAAAGGCAUAUGAAAACGGGAGCAUGGGCCUCAUAGAAACUUUCUUCCAAGCUGUUCGAAAAGGAACGAAGGCAAGAGAGAUGUUCGAUGCUGAUAUAGCACAGUCGAGCAACAUUAAGGUUCUUGACAAGAUUGUAAAUCUAGCAGCUGAGUGCCUCAGAAUGGAGAUGAGCAAACGCCCUCGAAUGGAAGAUGUUGCAGAACGUCUUCGGAUGCUAAUAAAAGCUCGUUGCCAGAAGGGUCAAGAAAAAACGGCAGGUCACUGGACAUUGUGGGGAAAACAAGACAACACAACACAAAGCGAAAGGAUUUCCAGCUCUAACUCUACCGUGUUCUUCAACUUGAACAGUUUGGGCAUCUUCAGUAGGAAUGCGCACACAAAUUUCAAAAGGAAUGGAGGUCCAGUAGUGCAGAAUGUCAAGGGACUAUACAUUUUCACAAAAAGCGAACUAAGAAAAAUCACCAACAACAACUCAGAGUUUCUUUUAGUCGGAAGCUUUGGUAAAGUCUGCAAAGGAACCCUUCCUGAGAACACCGCAGUGGCAGUUAUGUCCUCUGUCAAGGUAACUGAAGCUUUAAAGGAGCAGUUUAUCGAGCAAAUAGAGAUCCAGACACAUAUGAUGCACGUGAAUAUUCUCAACCUCAUCGGUUGCUGCCUGGAGGUGGAUGUUCCAAUGUUGGUGUAUGAGUUUGCUUUUUUUUUUUUUAAGAAAAGGAGGAUGAUCCCCGGCCUCUGCAUCUGGGAGAUGCAUACGGCCACUUUAUUGAUUAUUCUCGAGGACCGUACAAAGUAUUACAACAAUGUGUCUGAAUCCACCAUCUUGGCAACAUAUGCCGCUACUCCUAUCCAAUAUGAUGAAGGGGUGCUAGCUGGGCCACUAAAGCCGAAACUCAUUCGGAAGCCCCAGCCGAGCCACAUACCGGGUCUGGGGCACAAUCCGGUCAGACGCACUCGUGUGUCGCCGCCGCCAUCUUCCACAGGUCCGUCUUCAGAUCAUAUUGAGGCUUCUACCUUGUCUGGCCAGUCUGCCAUCGACGUCCCCAUGACGCCAGACAGCUUCCUCCUCCUGCACGAGUCCAUCUCCGCGCAACAGACGCCGAGUCUCCACAGCACCAUGCCGCCGAGAUCCGCCACCAUCAAUGUGAAAGAUGAAGCACCGCUCCACCAAAUUCGCCAUCCUCUAGUCCCUCGAUCUUCAAUGUAUGAGUUUGCUGGCAAAGGAAGUCUUCAAGACAUUCUUCAUGGCAACAGCAGAAACCAAAAGCUCCCCUUAGACCUGCGUCUGGAUAUUGCAAUUGGAACUGCACAAGGCUUAACAUACAUGCACUCCUAUGGAAAUCAAGCCAUACGGCACGGUGAUGUCAAGCCGGACAACAUACUUCUGGAUGACAAGUUCGUACCGAAAAUCUCAGAUUUCGGGUUAUGGAAGCUGCUUAGAGAGGAAUAUUAUUUCGGCAAGAUUGUAGCUGGGGACAUGGCUUACGUUGACCCAGUGUUCCUUAAAACCGGGCAACUGACAGAAAAAAGCGACGUCUACAGCUUUGGGGCGAUUCUCUUAGAACUCAUUACCAGGAAGCCAAGUGUAUACGACGAAUACUGUAGCCUCAUUUUGGAGUUCCGUAAAGUUUGUGAGAAAGAAAAGAGCGGUAGGGCGAUGAUGGACAAGGAGAUCGCAACUGAAGAAGAAGAUAUCUAUUGCCUGGAAGAAAUUGGCAAGCUGGCAAUUGAGUGCCUAAAAGAAGAUAUAGAAGAUCGGCCCGACAUGGUGGCGGCAGUCGAGCGACUUGUAAUGCUUAAAAAGGAUAGGAUGCUUAAGAGUUAGGAACGGUAUCCAAGUGGCUUGUGUACUUGAUUUACUUGGCAACUUUCCUCUGCUCCCUGUAUAUCACUGUAGUACAUGUGAAUAAAACGUGAGGUCAACAUUAACCAGCUCUGUGCAAUUCUGCGUAACUGAACUAUAGUACCAACAUCAUGAAUGGCUAGCCAGUUUGCAAAACUGGACUUCCAUACGAUUGGGAUGCUGGGAUUUUUUGUUUUAUAUCAGGAGCAGUUUGGAGUGCAGGAUGUGUCUCUGAAUACAUUGUAAUGGUGUGUCAUUUCUUCUUCUAUUCCUGAACUUUUCGAAGGAUUAUUGCAGCCAUCAGCAUGGGCAAAACAAAAGCGUGUUUGGGGGUAAACUGAAGGGUUCCAAAGGGAAGCGCAUAUCAUCGGACCCAGUUAAAGCCUGGUUCGUAGAUGGAAUCAAGAAAACUACUCUAGGUAAGAUGCAUGGAGAACAGGACGAUUAUUGGUUUGGAUGGACAUGGAAAUAAAUACUGAUUAAUUUGCGAUGAAUGAG
Molecule: messenger RNA, 4405 nt
Organism: Aegilops tauschii subsp. strangulata
Lineage: Eukaryota; Viridiplantae; Streptophyta; Magnoliopsida; Poales; Poaceae
Source: RefSeq, a predicted model, not a curated record